Molecule: messenger RNA, 240 nt
Organism: Colletotrichum navitas
Lineage: Eukaryota; Fungi; Ascomycota; Sordariomycetes; Glomerellales; Glomerellaceae
Exons: 2
Coding region: 1-240 (79 amino acids)
Source: RefSeq, a predicted model, not a curated record
AUGGCAAAACAAGAAACAAAAGAAGCUCCCAAGCUACCAGUGAAGGUCGACUUCGCGUUGCCGCCUCUGUACCAAGGCAAUGGCUCCUAUACCGAAAAUCCCAAAGGUGUCCGCGACGUCCAGUUUGCUAUGCCAGGGUCGCGAACCAAGCCAGUCGAAGUACUCCACGUAGACUCGACGGCUGUACCUCAGCCAUUCGUUGAUCCAGCUGUCUUCAAGAAAUGGAGCGGCAAGUCUUGA